AUGCAGUACGUCAGGAACCUUAGCGACUCGGUCUCGUCGGCAUGGAACUCCAUCAACCCGGCCACCCUCAGCGGUGCCAUCGACGUCAUCGUCGUGGAGCAGGAGGACGGCUCUCUGGCCUGCUCGCCCUUCCACGUCCGCUUCGGCAAGUUCUCUCUUCUCCGCCCUUAUGAGAAGAAGGUCGACUUCCGCGUCAAUGGCGUGAAGCAGCCUUAUCCCAUGAAGCUCGGCGAGGAGGGCGAGGCCUUUUUCAUCUUCGAGACCAGCGACACCAUCCCCAAGGAUCUCCAGACCUCGCCGCUCGUCUCCCCCGCCUCGAGUCCUCCCUUGAAUGCGCGCCGCUCUCCUUCUCCCGGCCUUCAGGAACCCGAUCUCCUGGAACUCGACGAUGCUGCUGCCAAGUCGCGCCGCCCCGGGCCUUCUGUUCUAUAUUCAACUUCGGCACUCCGUGAAGAUGGCAUAUUGGCCUCCGCUACAUCUACAUCUACCCCCGGUCCGGCCCUCGAGCGCCCCCGGUCCGGCGAUUGGUCCCACGUGCUCCGAUCCCGCAGCAACGAUUUCCUCGGCAAAUCCUCCCGAUCGAGCGACUCGGACGCUGCCGAGGCACCGUUCGAACCAGGUAGCCCCCGGCUCUCCACCCGGUCCCAGAGUCCUCCGCCUCUCCCACCCACCGAGGCCGUGGCCCGGGCUACUGCCCUCUCCGAGAAGCUCUCGGCUGCCAACAUCCCCUGUGAAGUCACCGAGACGGGCGACCUCAAACUCGACAUGACCAUGCUGAAAACCAACGAAGAAGACGUCUUCCGGGCCGAAAUCAUGGCUCGCAAGAUCCUGUCGCAGGAGCUCGAGGGCAAUUACGACAUCGGCGCCCUGUUCGGCAUGGACGAACAGGGAAAUAUCUGGAUCUACAGCAGCGAGGAAGCCAAGGAGGCCGCCCAGAAGAAGACCCUGGACGCCGGGUUCCGCCGCGGCGCCGCCGCCGUCGUUGUCGCCGCCGAUGCCGCUUCCGAUCCCGGUUAUCAGAGUGACACUAGUGAUGCCACCACCACGGCCGAGUCUCGCUUGCACAGGAGAGCCGGGUCGGACAUCAGCUCCCAGACCGCUCCCAGCACGCCGCCCACGUCGACCGCCGGCGACCCCAACGUGAACUACGCCAAGACGCUUCGUCUGACCAGCGACCAGCUGAAGGCGCUCGACCUGAAGCCGGGCGAGAACAGCAUGAGCUUCACCGUCAACCGGGCCACCUGCCAGGCGAACAUGUUCCUCUGGAAGCACGAGACCCCCGUCGUCAUCUCCGACAUUGACGGCACCAUCACCAAGUCGGACGCCCUCGGCCACGUCCUCAACAUGAUCGGCCGCGACUGGACCCACGCCGGCGUGGCCAAGCUCUACAGCGACAUCGCCGCCAACGGCUACAACAUCAUGUACCUGACGAGCCGGUCCGUCGGGCAGUCCGACACCACGAGGGCCUACCUGGCUGGCAUCCAGCAAGACGGCUACAAACUGCCGCGGGGCCCGACCAUCCUGUCGCCCGACCGCACCAUGGCGGCCCUCCGCCGCGAGGUCUACCUCCGAAAACCCCACGUCUUCAAGAUGGCCACCCUCCGGGACAUCCGGCUGCUGUACGGGCCCGAGCACACCCCGUUCUACGCCGGCUACGGGAACCGACUCACCGACCAGAUCUCGUACCGGACGGUUGACGUCCCGCGGAACCGCAUCUUCACCAUCAACUCCAACGCCGAGGUGUGCCUGGACGUGCUGAGCCUCAACCGGCUCAAGCUGACGUACAUGAACAUCAACGAGGUCGUCGACCACUUCUUCCCGCCCGUCAGCACGCUGGUCAGGGGCGGCGGCGAGGAGUUUACGGAUUUCAAGUACUGGAGGGACGAGCCGCUGGAGCUGAACGAGUUUUCGGCCAGCGAUACGGAGGCUGAUGAUACGCCUGGUCGUGGACAAGUGCACCACGACGGCGGCGACGACGACGAGGACGAGGACGAGGAAGAUGAAGAUGACGAGGAGGCGGGUGACGGCCUCGCGGACAGCUAUAUCUCCCGGGACUCGUCGGCGGACGAGUACGACGACGACGAAGGGGAGAGCGAACUGAGCGAGAGCAUGGAGCAGAGCAUGCGUCGUUUGAGCCUUGACGAGUCGGAUGCGGACGACGAGGAGGAGUACGAAGACGAAGAACACGAAGGCGAGGGCGGAGACGGUGAGGAGGAAGACGAUGAGGAUGACGGAGCGGCGACGGCUCGACCGGCGCGAAGCCCGCCGCAAGUGCUCGAGGACCUCGAAGACGACGACGACGACGACGACGACGUGAGGGAGGAGGAUGUGGCGUUGGUGCCCACGUUGUCUCGGCCCGUGAACAAAGAGUUGGUGCAGGAUGUCGGUGCCGAGGCCAUGACGGGCGUGAAUAACGUUACGCUCCACGAGUGA
Molecule: messenger RNA, 2433 nt
Organism: Sodiomyces alkalinus F11
Lineage: Eukaryota; Fungi; Ascomycota; Sordariomycetes; Glomerellales; Plectosphaerellaceae
Product: LNS2-domain-containing protein
Exons: 2
Coding region: 1-2433 (810 amino acids)
Biological process (GO): triglyceride biosynthetic process; fatty acid catabolic process
Cellular component (GO): nucleus
Molecular function (GO): phosphatidate phosphatase activity
Source: RefSeq, a predicted model, not a curated record